GGCUAGGAAAUGCAGCAAGUGACAACAGAGCCUUGAUUUCUUACUAUCAACUUUUCCCCCUUUGAAUACAGAUUGUGAAAAUGGCUGAAAAUGGGGAUGGUGAAAAUAUGUCUGUUCUAGAAAGAAAAAUCUGUCAGCAAAUUGAGUACUAUUUUGGUGACCACAAUCUACCAAGAGACAAGUUCCUAAAGGAGCAGAUCAAGCAAGACGAUGGCUGGGUUCCUUUAGAAAUAAUGAUUAAAUUCAACAGGUUAAGCCAUCUCUCAAAAGAUUUUAGUGUUAUACUGGAAGCAUUAAGGAAAUCCAAGGCUGGACUUAUGGAAAUAAGUGAAGACAAAACUAAAAUCAGGAGAUCUCCAAACAAACCCCUCCCUGAAGUGAAUGACCAGUACAAAAAUGAAAUUAAAAACAGAUCUCUAUAUAUUAAAGGUUUUCCAACAGAUUCUACACUAGAUGAUAUCAAAGAAUGGCUUGAAGGAAAAGGCACAGUAGAGAGUAUUCAGAUGAGGAGAACAUUGCAGAAAGCCUUUAAGGGAUCUAUAUUUGCAGUUUUUGAUAGUGUUGACUCUGCUAAGAAGUUCAUAGAGAUCCCAAACCAAAAAUACAAAGACACGGAGCUAAUAGUCCUUUUCAAGGAGGAUUACUUUUUAAAGAAGAAUGAAGAGAGGAGACAACAUAAAGUGGAGGCUAAAGCAAAAGCCAAACAGGAGAAAGAAGUAAAGCAGAAACAAGCAGAAGAUGCUGAGAUGAAAUCUCUGGAAGAAAACACUGGAUACUUGCUGAAAUUUUCUGGUGACCUAGAUGAUCAAACUUGCAGAGAAGAUCUUCAUGCAGUUUUUUCUGAUCAUGGAGAAAUUAAAUGGAUAGACUUUGUCAGAGGAGCAAAGGAGGGUAUUAUUCUAUUUAAAGGUAAUGCAAAAGAAGUCCUGGAUAAAGCCACAGAAGCAAAUGAUGGGAACUUACAGCUGCGUAAGAAGGAUGUAAAAUGGCAGGUGCUAGAAGGAGAUACUGAGAAAGAAGCUUUGAAAAAAAUCAUGGAGGGCCAGCAAGAAUCAUUAAACAAAUGGAAAACAAAAGGUCGCAAAUUUAAAGGUAAAGGAAGAGGAGGGAAGACGGCCCAAGGUGCACAGAACAAAGGGAAAGUGCAGUUCCAGGGUAAGAAGACAAAAUUUGAGAGUGAGGAUGAAGAGAGUGACAGUAAUACAGAAACAGGGCCAGCAAGUCCCAAGAAAAGACCAUUAGAAGAGACUGAAAAAGAAGAACCUCCAUCAAAACAACUGAAAACAGAGAAUGGAGCAGGAGAACAGUAAUAUAAAAAGCAUUGUUUUUAUUACUCCAUUUUAAAUAGGUUUUAAGCCAUUCCUCAGUUCAGAACUUUUCAAAAGAAAAUCUAACAAAAUCCACUUCAAUGUCAACCUGCAAUGAAAGGAAAGGUUUGUGUUUUGUUUGUUUGUUUUUCUUUUUUUAUAUAUUUUCAGACACAUGCUUAUUCUAACAUGCCAGUCAGGAUUUUUUAAAAAAAUAUUUUGUUUAUACUGUCAGAGCCUCUCAGCAUUUCUGGCACUUGAUUUAAAAUGUAAAUGGAGGUUCUAUCCUUGAACCAGACUUUGCAAUUUUGAAGUUGUAUUAAAUAAGUCACCAAUAAACUUCAGCAUUUAAGAUGG
Molecule: messenger RNA, 1664 nt
Organism: Alligator sinensis (Chinese alligator)
Lineage: Eukaryota; Metazoa; Chordata; Crocodylia; Alligatoridae
Gene: SSB
Product: Sjogren syndrome antigen B
Exons: 11
Coding region: 81-1310 (409 amino acids)
Biological process (GO): positive regulation of translation; RNA processing
Cellular component (GO): cytoplasmic stress granule; nucleus; cytosol
Molecular function (GO): RNA binding
Source: RefSeq, a predicted model, not a curated record